UUAAUCGUUAAAUGUUUGAAUGAAAAUAAAGCUCUUACAAUUGUUUGUUUGGGGUAAAUAUGUGUGUUAUACCUUUGUUGAGCAUAUUGGGGUAAUAACCCUAAAUAAUUGAUUCCAUAUUCGAAUCGGGUAAAUUGAAAACACAAACAGUUUGCUUCCAAUGGCAAACAUAAACAACAAAGAGGAACCAAGUACAGCGCCUGAGGCAGAUCGUUGGUACAAUUUGAGCCUUGGUUCUUCAUUCAAAGAUCACCAACCUUCCUCCAAAUUCUGUACUUUACGCUAUGAUUUUAAACCUGCUUCAAUUGAUAAAAACCAACCUGGAAAACUACACAAGAACAAGGAGAAUAGGGUCUCUGUUGAAUUUCAAAAUAAUCAGCCUGGUAAACCCAAGGUAACCUUUGAUGGGAGUAGUGAGGAUUACAAGGAAAAUGAUGCUGUUCUUUUCUUUGAUGGUGAGUCAUUUCGCUUGGAGCGCUUACAUAGGGCAGUUAAACGUUUGAAGUAUAAUCGACUCCCUGGAGAAUCCGCUGCAGCAGCAGCAUCUGCUCCUGCUCCUGCUCCUGCUCCAGUUGGAAUACCUGCAGAUGCGAGUUCACCACCAGUUGCCAAAGGGGCUAAAUUUCAGUCUCUUAAUAAGCCUGCAGUUCCUGCGGUACCAGUUGAGGUGGAAAGGAUUGAAAUUGGUGACUUUAGAAGUUCAGAUUCAACAUCCAAAAAUGAGAAGAUUGCUGAUUAUCAAUCUCCACAUGCAAAUCAGUCAACUGCAUCACCAGACAAUGAUGACCUGGAUGAACAAUUGGAUAUACUGAAUGAUGACGAGGAUGAUACUACCACAGCCAACGGCGGGAAUGUUACUGUGGGAGAAUUCAAAACAGGCAUUGAUAUUAAUAUCCCACACCAAAAUGAUACAGACGAUGAGAGUGGUGAAGUGGAUGUAAGUGGUGAUGAUGCGGAUAAGGGCAUCAAUGCAGCAGAAGAACUUAAGGCUCAGGUAAAGGCAGAGAAAAAAGAGAAUCAUAAUGCAGAGGGAAAAGGGAGUCAUACUUCGACCUCUGCCAGUAGCAGUGGAAGUGACAACAGUAGUGGAAGUGCUAGUGCGAGUGGGAGUGUAAGUGGAAGUGACAGCGCAAGCAGCAGCAGUGACAGUGAAAGCAGUGACACGGUCAACUCUAUCUGAGAACUUUUAAGUAUUUUGGGGGUGAAUGUCUCAAGUUUGAAAUAAUUGAAAGCGAAGCCACUACAUUGCUUUUAGGUUCAGUUGGCUGACAAAGCUCUGUUAGCAUGUCCUCUAGUUUUGCUUUUCUUCUUCCAGUACACCUUUCUCCUUUCUGCUAUUCCUUCUAUUUAUCUCGUUUUUGGACCUCUUGUAUAAGAUAUACAGAAAAGUGAAGAAUUUUGUAUGAGAAUGAAAGAUGAUUACUGUA
This is a messenger RNA of Capsicum annuum, 1427 nucleotides long. RefSeq names its product ELL-associated factor 2. The record is from RefSeq and is a predicted model, not a curated record. Gene Ontology annotation, molecular function: transcription elongation factor activity. Gene Ontology annotation, cellular component: super elongation complex. The transcript has 4 exons. Bases 161 to 1180 code for a protein of 339 amino acids. Lineage: Eukaryota; Viridiplantae; Streptophyta; Magnoliopsida; Solanales; Solanaceae. Gene Ontology annotation, biological process: regulation of transcription elongation by RNA polymerase II; positive regulation of DNA-templated transcription.